Talpa occidentalis (Iberian mole) is the source of this 7191-nucleotide messenger RNA. It is a transcript of the gene KIRREL1, whose product is annotated as kirre like nephrin family adhesion molecule 1. Gene Ontology annotation, cellular component: cell-cell junction. The record is from RefSeq and is a predicted model, not a curated record. Gene Ontology annotation, biological process: cell-cell adhesion. Gene Ontology annotation, molecular function: cell adhesion molecule binding. Lineage: Eukaryota; Metazoa; Chordata; Mammalia; Eulipotyphla; Talpidae. The coding region runs from base 63 to 2384 and encodes 773 amino acids. The transcript has 15 exons.
GGCUCUGCUCCCUCGCCAACUCCGGGCCCCAGCCGCGGGCGGGCGCACGGCGGGCGGACAGCAUGCUGAGCCUCCUCGUCUGGAUCCUCACUCUCUCCGAUACUUUCUCCCAAGGGACCCAGACGCGCUUCAGCCAGGAGCCAGCCGACCAGACCGUGGUGGCUGGGCAGCGGGCCGUGCUCCCCUGUGUGCUCCUCAACUAUUCGGGGAUCGUGCAAUGGACCAAGGACGGGCUGGCGCUGGGCAUGGGUCAGGGCCUCAAAGCCUGGCCAAGGUACCGGGUCGUGGGCUCUGCGGAUGCCGGGCAAUACAACCUGGAGAUCACGGACGCCGAGCUCUCUGACGAUGCCUCCUACGAGUGCCAGGCCACGGAGGCUGCCCUGCGCUCCAGGAGAGCGAAGCUCACAGUACUCAUCCCCCCAGAAGACACCAGGAUUGAUGAUGGGCCUGUAAUUCUGCUGCAGGCCGGCACCCCCCACAACCUCACCUGCCGAGCCUUCAAUGCCAAGCCUGCUGCCACCAUCAUCUGGUUCCGGGACGGGACACAGCAGGAGGGCGCUGUGGCCAGCACGGAACUGCUGAAGGAUGGGAAGAGGGAGACCACUGUCAGCCAGCUGCUCAUCAACCCCACAGACCUGGACAUCGGGCGUGUCUUCACGUGUCGCAGCGUGAACGAGGCCAUCCCGACUGGCAAGGAGACGUCCAUUGAGCUGGAUGUCCACCACCCUCCUACGGUGACCUUGUCCAUUGAGCCACAGACGGUGCAGGAGGGCGAGCGUGUCGUCUUCACGUGCCAGGCCACGGCCAACCCCGAAAUCCUGGGCUACAGGUGGGCCAAAGGGGGCUUCUUGAUUGAAGACGCCCAUGAGAGUCGCUACGAGACCAAUGUUGAUUAUUCCUUCUUCACGGAGCCUGUGUCCUGUGAGGUCCACAACAAAGUGGGGAGCACCAACGUCAGCACCUUAGUGAACGUGCACUUUGCUCCUCGGAUUGUGGUUGAUCCCAAACCCACGACCACAGACAUUGGCUCUGAUGUGACCCUCACCUGUGUCUGGGUUGGAAAUCCCCCCCUUACCCUCACCUGGACCAAAAAAGACUCAAACAUGGGGCCCAGGCCUCCUGGCUCCCCACCCGAGGCUGCUCUCUCUGCCCAGGUCCUGAGUAACAGUAACCAGCUGCUGUUGAAGUCGGUGACCCAGGCAGACGCGGGCACCUACACCUGCCGGGCCAUCGUCCCUCGGAUUGGGGUGGCUGAGCGGGAGGUGCCACUUUACGUGAACGGGCCCCCCAUCAUCUCCAGUGAGGCGGUGCAGUAUGCUGUGAGGGGUGAUGGAGGCAAGGUGGAGUGUUUCAUCGGGAGCACGCCACCCCCGGACCGCAUCGCCUGGGCAUGGAAAGAGAACUUCCUGGAGGUGGGAACCCUGGAACGCUACACAGUGGAGAGGACUAACUCGGGCAGUGGGGUGCUGUCCACGCUCACAAUCAACAACGUCAUGGAGGCCGACUUCCAGACCCACUACAACUGCACUGCCUGGAACAGCUUUGGGCCAGGCACGGCCAUCAUCCAGCUGGAAGAGCGAGAGGUGUUACCUGUGGGCAUCAUCGCCGGGGCCACCAUCGGUGCGGGCAUUCUGCUCAUCUUCUUCUUCAUCGCCCUGGUGUUCUUCCUCUACCGGCGCCGCAAAGGCAGCCGCAAGGAUGUCACCCUGAGGAAGCUGGACAUCAAGGUGGAGACAGUGAACCGAGAGCCGCUAACCAUGCACUCUGACCGGGAAGACGACACUGCCAGCGUCUCCACAGCCACCCGAGUCAUGAAGGCCAUCUACUCAUCCUUUAAGGAUGAUGUCGACCUGAAGCAGGACCUGCGCUGUGAUACCAUCGACACGCGGGAGGAGUAUGAGAUGAAGGACCCCACCAAUGGCUACUACAAUGUGCGUGCCCACGAGGACCGCCCGUCUUCCAGGGCAGUGCUCUAUGCUGACUACCGUGCCCCCGGCCCUGCCCGCUUCGACGGCCGCCCCUCCUCCCGUCUCUCCCACUCCAGCGGCUACGCCCAGCUCAACACCUACAGCCGGGCCCCGGCCUCUGACUACGGCCCUGAGCCCACACCCCCCGGUCCUGCUGCCCCAGCUGGCGCUGACACCACCAGCCAGCUGUCCUACGAGAACUAUGAGAAGUUCAACUCCCAUCCCUUCCCCGGGGCAGCAGGGUACCCCACCUACCGACUGGGCUACCCCCAGGCCCCGCCCUCCGGCCUGGAGCGGACCCCUUAUGAGGCUUAUGACCCCAUCGGCAAGUAUGCCACAGCCACACGGUUCUCUUACACCUCCCAGCACUCGGACUACGGCCAGCGGUUCCAGCAGCGCAUGCAGACUCACGUGUAGGGCCGAGCCUGGACGGGCAUCUCUGCGGGCAGAGGAGAAGGCUCUCACAGCUUUCCCUGAUAUUCAGGGGCAUUGCUCCUCACUCCUGCCCUGGACCAGCCUUCCUCGUCCUGCUGUGGCAGGUGGGGAGCAGGUCUCCCGGAAACACCCCUUCCUGAGGAUGGUGCUGUGUGUGCACCCCACCUCCUAGGCCUGCCCUUCCCUCUUCUUCGGGAGGAUGUGUCUCUUCUGACCUGUGUUGUCACCUGGCCCGGCAUGGGGACAGGAGGCGAAGGUUGUGGAGAGCAGAGGGGGCAGUUUUUAGCAUUCCCUUUCUACCCCACCCCUCUGGUCUCCUGUAAGUGGACAAAGGGUGGUGCGAGAUGUGUGGGCUCAGGCCUGGGGGACGGACGGUGUGUGGUGGCUCUGGCACAGACAGAUGGAAGCAGGAUGGCCCGGCAGGCCUUUGGCCGACUAAUUCAUGCUCUAGGUGUGUCUCCCUCUUUGGGACUGCAGAGCGACCCUGGCAUUAUAUCAGCUGUCUAAGGCAGCACUGAGGCCAGAGCCAAGCCCCAUUCAGCUUGGGUUAACGUGCCGGUCAUCCUGGCUGCCCACCAUGGGCUCCUGUCCCUCACAUGCGGGGGGAGCCAGGUAUCUCUGGUCGUGCUGCCUCCUUUCCUUCCCCUUCACGCUGCCCCAGAUAAGUUGGGGCGCUGUGGUGAGGAAAGAUCAGGAGCCAUGUCCCUGUUCACCAGCAAGACAGCAGGAUGCUGCACAGUGGUUUCCAGAACCCGUACCAGAGGGACCCCACCCAAGCUCUCUCCUCUCCCUGAUCCGCCCCACUCCCUGGCUUUCACUCAAGCCUGCCUGGAAGGGGUGAGGGUGAGGGUGCUAUAGGCUGUUUCUCAAAGACAGUGAAAAACAUUGAAAACCUCAUUUGGAAAAAAGAAAAAAAAAAAUCCCCCCCAACCAAAUGCAAAUCUGUGGAAAGGAAAGGAUCACCUGUCUUCUCUUACCCGAUUCCUAACACCUUCCAUUAUUCUUCAGCCUCCAAGCACUUUGAAUCUACAUUUAAACAUUUAGGUGGUGAGACCUGUCACCAUGGGCUCUGAGGAUUUAGGGAGGGGGCCUGGCCCCCAGACUCUGCUGCCCUACUCUUGGGUCCAUCAGCUGCAUGGAGGCCACCUAGCAGGGGCCGUCGGAGAUGUUUUCUAGACAGGUUUGAGUUGUUUAGUGUCUUUUUUUUUUUUUUUUCCCAAUCAGAUUCCUUCUUCCACUUUCAGUGCCUUGAGUGUCCAACUUCUGUUGACCGGCCCUGUGUGGGCAGCUGUGCAGAGUGGGCACUUGUGAGUCCCAGACACACUGUCAAGGGUUGCAAAGUUUAGGGGCCAGAUGGGUAAGGGGGCCUGGUAAGAGGAAGGCGGCCAGGUGAGGCAUACAGAAGGCACGGCAGCUGCGGCUGCUCCCCCCACGCACAUACACACAUUCCACAUGGCCAUGCUCAGCCAACACCUUCUGACCAAAGAGAACUGGCACUUGCCCUGCUGUGGGCUCCGCUUCCCAAGCAGCAGAGUCUAAAGCCCACGCUCCCUUUUCUGAACCAGCUCAGCUGCUGGAGCGGGGCCUCCAUGCGAUUCCCAGAACGUGCUUUGCCCUUUCCCGUGGUCACCAGUCAUUAGUCAUGUUCGCUUUAACGAGUUACAUGCUCAUCAGCCAUGGGCAUCUUCCCCCUCGCGAUGGGCCCGUGGGGUGACAUUCCCACUGUCCUCUCUGGUAAGGACCACCAGUACCCAGGAAGAAAGCUCUGUUGCAGCCUCACGGCGGCCCUGCACCUGCUGCAACCCUUUCUAAGGUCUGACACCACCGGCCGAGCCUCAUAUUGCACCCCUGUUAGCUGACACCUUCCUGCUGAGUUCUCUUUCUGUGAGCUUAGUAAGAAGUCUUGUUCACAAUGUAGGUACCAGUGCAGAUAAAUUUUGAUUAUUUUCACAGAGACCAGAAGCCAGGAGUAACCCAAACAGAUAAGAUCUAAAGAUGGUGGCUUUUAAAAUAGGAAUUUUCCAAAAACAUUCAUUUUUGUUUAGGAUCUGGCCACAUUCUCACAUUCUCUCCUUUUUCUUUCUUCCUUUUUGGUUAUAGUAUUAGGGCUGUUCUGUUGAAAUGUUGGAGAGGAGGGGCCCAAGGUCACAAGGUAACCCAGCCAAUGCCACAGGAACCAUUAGUUUUGGGAAUCUUAAUGCAGAGCUACUGUACUUACUGUUUCUUCACACAUAGCCUGGGCCUGGUGAUGUCAUGCAGGCGCCAGGCAGAGCACGGAGGCAGCAGCCACCACGGUCUCUGCAGCCUGCACUGUGUUCUGACCUGAAUCUGAGUUGGGAUCUGCCUGUUGGGCCACACGGAACCUGGGGAGUGGCAGGUGGCCUUGGACCUAGAUCUCUGCUAAGACCAGAAUCUUCCAGAAAGGUCUUCAUGCUCGAUGUGGUUGCCUUGGAGACCCUGGUUGCCUUUGAUGAUGCUUACGGUUUGCUUUAGGAGUUGAGCCGGGAGUCCUGAGAUCCAGUGUAAGCUGCUGUUUACCAGGUGGUUUUGGCCUGACCUCUUCACUUUCACUGCCCCCAGUUCUCUGGCCUGCAAGAUGCGUGGGGUGGGUCACACAAAUCUAGAAUUACUAUGUUAUUGCUGCAUUCAUUUGGUGAGUGGAGGGGCCUGGUCAUGCCUGGCUGGGAGUUGGGAACAUAAGUGAGGAGAGUGAGGUAUGAGGGAGUUGAAAGUUUCUUCUCUUGAAUCUUUCACCAUGGCCUUCACCACCUCAUAGGGAAGUCAUGGAUGAAUUUCAUCUUGGGGCCUCUUGAUUCCAAACAGUAAUCAGAAGCACACCCUAAACCUCAGUGUGAAAUUACUAUGGGUUGAUUCUUUGGCCUUUCAGUAACUGCUGCUCCCCACUCAGAAUCAUGACAUUUCUGAAAGGUGUCUGUGCCAGGGUAGGGUGCAUGAGUCUCCACUGCGUGACCGGGCCCCAGCAGUUUCCUCUAUGAGGAGAAAUGGGAGUAGCCACCUACUUGGUACCCUGCAGCAUUCCCAGGGACAGGCCCCAGGUACUGAGCAUCUCACUCCUCUGUGAAGGGGUGGGUCUAAAGGGCAGCUGCAAAGGGAAGAGGGCACAGCCAUUUUGACAAACUUUGGAUCUUUCUUGGAGAAGUUCUUGUGCUUCUGGGUGAGCCAUCUCUUUCCUCACGGUAGGUCCAGUCUGCACCCUUAAGCUGGACCCCUCCAAGUCCAGCCAUAGUUUGCAUGACGCCAAACACAAGUCUGAAAGGAGGGUGGGCAGGGACAGGUGUACUGCUGUGCUUACUAUUCCAGCUUGGGCUGAGCAAGGUUAGCCUGACCCCAGGUCCAGGCACUGAGCCCUCCCUGUCCCAUCAGUGCUGCUUCCCUCAUGGUUGUGGGGUGACCUUCCUGCUCUGAAGAUGGAGCACAUACCUGGAGUCUCUGGCCUCCUGCACCCUCAUUAACCAUGGGCACUCCGUCAGGGCCCUUCAAAUGGAAUUAAGGGCACAGUCCUAGCUCCUUCAAAUGGAAUUAAGGUCUUGGGUACUUGACCCACAUAUAGCAAUGUGGACCAUUCAGGUUUGCAGGAAAACCCACUAAAGUUAAGACCCCAGUUGGACUGAACUGACUUAAAAUAUGCCUCACUGCCCUGUGGACAUCUGUCCCUGACCCUUCUGCUCUACUCGCAAGGCCAUGCCAGUCUCAGAAACCCUGGCUUUCCACCAUUUAGUGCUGUGCGCCCUGAGUCAGGGCACUGCUCCGUGUCUCUGUGGGCCGAUCUGUAUGUUGAAGGAGUCAUCUGAAAGGCAUUAGUGAUGCUCCUGACCCUGGGAGGAGGCGGUAACGCAGCACCAAAGUGCACAGACCAAGGGAUGUAAUUGGAAAUGCAUUUAUUUUUGUGAAGAAGCUAUAAAAUUAGCAUUUAAGUAUCCCAUUUCCUUCUUUCCUCCCCAUGCCACCCUCCCCCCCAACCUUCCAUGGUAUCAUUGCCCUGUCCUGGAGGCCAGCCUGUUUCUGAAAAGCAUUGGCCUCACCUUGAUCUCCUGGUCCUGGCAUUUGGCCUCAGGGCUGGUGGAGAAGAGGGAAGAACUCAUGGUUUGGGAGAUGAGGGGAAGGGGGGUGGAUCCCAUUUUUUUACAUCACUGUGAGGGAGCUCCAGGCCCUGUCCCUGGAGAAAUUGCUGCGCAGAAGUCACAGGCCAUACUGGGUAGAUCGGAUAGAGUCUGCCCUUUAAAAAAAAAAAAAAAAAAAGCCUCAAUUUGCAUAGAAUAUCAUUCUUGCCAGUCUCCUGGCCCUAAACCUGCCUUUUCAAGGGUUGGAGGGUCAUGGGCUAAUCUAUUUACUUCUGGAGACCUUCAAAUGCUGCCCCUGGGAAGACCCCUAAUUCUGGGGAGAGAGCAGCCAAAUUGCCAAUACAAUCAAACUCCAUAUGAUCUUGUCAGCAAUAGUGACACAGAAGACUUGGCUGCCUCUAGGUUCACCAGAAAGAGGCCCAGGGCUCCCCAGUCACAUUUUCUACCCUGACCAUUUUUGGGAUGACAACCUCCAUUUCUGGCUCCAGUUGAAUUUUCUCCACCCAAACCCCACUAAUAGAUGGGUCCAUGAUGAUAAUUAAGAGAAGGGAAAAAAUUAUUUUUAGGACAAACCAUGGUAGAUUUUUAGCAAUGUGUAUCUGUGUGUCCCUCACACCUUUUCCUAUUCUACCUUUUUCAUUUUCCUUUUUUUUAAAUAUUAUGUACUAUAUUUUUAGUCUCAAACACACUAUAUAUUAUAUAUAUUU